UGGCCCUCCCGCCUCCCCCUCGGCGGGGCCCUUCCCUUUACUACGGCGCUGGUGACAUUCAGCAGGACCCGCUAGCGCAGCCGGGCUCCCGCGGCCCCGAGGCUGGGGCGCCCGCGGCUCUCUGCUCCUCUCACCCGGGCACCUCCGGAGGAGCGGCAGCCCAGAGCUCCCGGCAGGCCCGGAGACCCCCAACCGGACAGCCUUGGCGGGCGGAUCCCCGCCCCCCGACCGGGUCCGGGAGCUUCGGUCCGCCCUGCCCAGCCCAGCUCAGGCGCAGGGCGAGGACGGAGGCGGCGAGCGCCAGGGGGACCCGGCCUCCCUGCUCGUAUAUGGCAAAGUUUCUCGCGGCGCUCCUGGGCUGCACGCUGCCGAGCAAGGGCGCCUCUCCCAUGCUGGAGUCGAAAAGCCAUUCCCAAGUUGGCCUGAAAUCAAGCACAAAGCAAAAGGGCACCAUUUUUAGCACACUGGCUGGUGAGAAGCCCUCAUCUGACUACAAAAAGGAAAGUAUGCCUCAGACACCUCCCUUUUCAGCCAUGUUUGACAGCAGUGGUUACAACCGAAAUCUCUACCAGUCUGCAGAGGACAGCUGUGGAGGCUUGUAUUACCAUGACAAUAACCUCCUUUCUGGAUCUCUGGAGGCUCUUAUCCAGCACCUAGUACCCAAUGUGGAUUACUAUCCAGAUAGAACAUACAUAUUCACCUUCCUGCUUAGUUCUCGCCUAUUCAUGCAUCCUUACGAGCUAAUGGCCAAAGUCUGCCACUUGUGUGUUGAGCACCAGCGACUGAGUGAAGGGGAUAGUGAGAAGAACCAGAUGAGAAAAAUUGCACCUAAAAUUCUCCAGCUCCUGACAGAGUGGACAGAAACAUUUCCUUACGACUUCCGGGAUGAGAGGAUGAUGAGAAACUUAAAAGACCUGGCGCACAGGAUGGCCAGCGGCGAGGAGCAGACAUACCGGAAGAAUGUCCAACAGAUGAUGCAGUGUCUCAUCCGAAAACUCGCUGCCCUCAGCCAGUAUGAGGAAGUCCUGGCUAAACUCAGCUCCACAGCCACAGACCGGCUCACAGUUCUGAAGACCAAGCCACAGUCCAUACAGCGGGAUAUCAUGACCGUCUGCAGCGAUCCUUACACGUUGGCCCAGCAGCUGACUCACAUUGAGCUGGAGAGACUCAAUUACAUUGGUCCAGAAGAAUUUGUUCAGGCGUUCGUGCAGAAGGACCCUUUGGACAAUGAUAAGACUUGCUACAGUGAACGGAAGAAAACGAGAAAUUUAGAAGCCUACGUAGAGUGGUUUAAUCGCCUAAGCUACCUGGUUGCAACAGAAAUCUGCAUGCCCGUGAAGAAGAAGCACAGAGCGAGAAUGAUUGAAUAUUUCAUCGAUGUGGCUCGAGAGUGUUUCAACAUUGGAAACUUCAACUCCUUGAUGGCAAUAAUCUCUGGUAUGAACAUGAGCCCGGUCUCGAGACUAAAAAAAACUUGGGCCAAAGUGAAGACGGCAAAGUUUGACAUUCUUGAGCAUCAGAUGGACCCUUCAAGCAAUUUCUAUAACUACAGAACAGCUCUCCGAGGCGCAGCGCAAAGGUCCCUAACUGCUCACAGCAGCAGAGAGAAGAUUGUGAUACCAUUCUUCAGUCUCUUAAUCAAAGAUAUUUAUUUCCUCAACGAGGGCUGUGCCAAUCGUCUUCCAAAUGGCCACGUUAACUUCGAGAAAUUUUGGGAACUGGCCAAACAAGUGAGUGAGUUUAUGACGUGGAAACAGGUGGAGUGUCCAUUCGAGCGGGACCGGAAGGUCUUACAAUACCUGCUCUCAGUGCCCGUGUUCAGUGAAGACGCUCUCUACUUGGCUUCUUAUGAGAGUGAAGGACCUGAAAAUAAUAUAGAGAAGGACAGAUGGAAGUCUUUAAGAUCCAGCCUGUUGGGCAGAGUUUAACAUAUGGAGACUGUUGCUGCUGCUGCUGCUGCUGC
Molecule: messenger RNA, 1963 nt
Organism: Peromyscus eremicus (cactus mouse)
Lineage: Eukaryota; Metazoa; Chordata; Mammalia; Rodentia; Cricetidae
Gene: Rasgef1b
Product: RasGEF domain family member 1B
Exons: 16
Coding region: 330-1928 (532 amino acids)
Biological process (GO): Ras protein signal transduction; positive regulation of GTPase activity
Cellular component (GO): plasma membrane
Molecular function (GO): guanyl-nucleotide exchange factor activity
Source: RefSeq, a predicted model, not a curated record